Messenger RNA from Pleuronectes platessa (European plaice), 1336 nucleotides. Its product is annotated as protein phosphatase 1 regulatory subunit 1C. Lineage: Eukaryota; Metazoa; Chordata; Actinopteri; Pleuronectiformes; Pleuronectidae. Gene Ontology annotation, molecular function: protein phosphatase inhibitor activity. Bases 121 to 477 code for a protein of 118 amino acids. The transcript has 6 exons. Gene Ontology annotation, cellular component: cytoplasm. Gene Ontology annotation, biological process: intracellular signal transduction. The record is from RefSeq and is a predicted model, not a curated record.
UGCUCCCUCCCUCAUCCACACACACACACAGACACAGACACACACAUACACAGACACACACACUCUCUCUCUCUCUCUUUCUUUCCGUCUGUCUUUCUUUCUACCUCUCAGUCUGUGAUAAUGGAGCCCAGCAGUCCGAAGAAGAUCCAGUUUGCUGUGCCUCCUCUGCAGGGACAGUUGGACCCACAGGCCGCCGAACAUAUCCGCCGCAGACGACCGACUCCUGCGACUCUGCAGAUCUACAGACAACCUGGCACAGAUGUUGGAGAUCAGAACAACGCCAGCGGAGAGUCACAGGAGUCAGAUUCGUCUCAGAGGAAGCAGAGCACCUUCGCCCCCCCCACCAUGAAAGACACUUUUUCCUGGAGGUUCCGACACAGUUUCAAAUUGAAGAACCUCCAAAAGUUAUUUAAAGGGAAGCUGGAUAGUGCUGUGCCCGAGGAGGAAGAGGAGGAGAACAUCCCUCAGGACGACUGAUCCAGGGAUGAAGGAUUUAUCUCUUUGUUAUUCUGGACGAACCAACAGCUUCAGCUCAGCAGCAACACGACAGGACUUUGAUUUUCAGGGGAGAGCAGAUCAGGAACCAUGUGACAGCAGCUUCUCCCAGUCAAACCAGUGAGAAACCAGAGCUGACAUCACUGAGCACUUUCACACAAACUGAAUCACCCUUUACUUCAACCUGCUUCAAGGUGGAAGUUCAUUUUUUACUAUGGUCAAAUUAAUAACAUUCAUUCAGUGGAUAAAAUCACUGAUUUAUCACCAUAAACAUCAAGUUACUAGAAAAACUAAUUAAAAAACUGUUUAUUAAAAUAGAAAGAAAGCAGACUUACUAGAAGUAUUAAUUAUUGUCAUAAUCCAUUGAUCCUGUUUUGUUUUGUCCAGAACCCAAAGAAUUAUUCAGGUUUAAAAGACGUUCGACAGAGUAAAGCAUCAAACUGAAUCUUUGCAGAAGCUGCAGCCAAAGAAAAACUGUCACUAUUUCUGUUUUUGGUUGAAAUAUAAUGUUCAGUGUGAUCAGACGUUUAAAGAUGCUCGACACCAAACACCUGUAAAAUACAUCAACUUAGAUAAAACUGAGAAUAUAAAGCAAUAACUUUAAUACUUGCAGCUUUUAGCUUUUAGCAUAAUUGACCUGUUUAUUAUUACUUGUGUUUUUCCUGCAGUGACAAAAUGAUAUUGGAUGGCUGAUAUAACUAUAUAGUGAGUGUGCAGUUUUCAACUGAGGAGAAUUUUUUUUUUUAAUCUUUUGUAUAUCCAGUUUGUUUGUUUUUUUAGCACUAACAGCAAUAACAUGUCACCUGUGAUUUUCUACACAAUAAAACAUUCGAAUUUUAAA